Onychostoma macrolepis is the source of this 1077-nucleotide messenger RNA. RefSeq names its product vitelline membrane outer layer protein 1-like. The record is from RefSeq and is a predicted model, not a curated record. Lineage: Eukaryota; Metazoa; Chordata; Actinopteri; Cypriniformes; Cyprinidae. Bases 71 to 706 code for a protein of 211 amino acids. The transcript is spliced from 4 exons.
ACACACACACACACACACACACACGUCUGUUCUGAUCUCCAGCAGGAGACAUAAAAACGGCUCUCAAACCAUGUACAAGUUUCUUUCUCUGACACUGAUUUCACUGCUGACUGUUUUUGGGCAGUAUGUGAUCGCAGGAGGACGCUUCGAGCGAACCAUCAGCAGACCUUUCAGAUCUCUGCUGACGGUCCAUAACGGGUUGAGUUGGGGCUCGUGGGGUCAAAAGGAAAUGUGUCCGACUGGAAUGUACGCCACAGGCUUUAGUCUUAAGGUGGCAGGUAUGUGGGAAUCUCUUCAGUUUGGUGAUAACACAGCACUCAAUGGGAUUCGUCUUCACUGCAUCAACCCAUCCAAAAGCUCAUCGGGCCCAUACGAGGACUACGCCACAGUUCAGUCUGACGUAGGAAGCUGGGGAAAAUGGUCAGAUAUCAAAUGGUGCUCGAGUGGAUUUCUGUCAUCUUUUCAGCUGAGAGUGGAAACCUACCAAGGGACCUUGGACGACACGGCCGCAAACAAUAUCAGGUUUAACUGCAGUGGAAAUGCAGAAAUGCUGAAGGGAUCAGGGAUGUCGUGGGGCGAAUGGGGCGACUGGAGUGAGAAGUGUGGAGGAAAAGGAAUCUGUGGCAUUGAGACAUUGGUUGAGCAGCCGCAGGGAGUCGGAGACGACACGGCCCUCAAUGAUGUGCGCAUGCACUGCUGUGAUUGAACUGAUUGGUUGUUUCAGAAAUGAAUCAGUCGGUGGAAUUUAUUCAUGCAUCAUCAGCAAACCUACCUUCUAGUAGUGCUUAUCUAGUUUUGGGCAGAUCUAAGAGUGAGAGAUUUUUUCCCAUUCACAUUUAAUGCACAACAACGAAAACAGCUGUUAUGUUUUCCUCAGGUUUGUCAUGAGAUAAGUUUUGUGACUAGUUGUCCAUUUCCAUGAAGUUACUACAUGUGAUUCAUUAAAUGGAUGUUAUUAAAAAGGUGAAUUAUGACGUUUAUUUAGUGUUUCCUCAUGGGUCAGUUCUUACCUGGGUUAACUUAAAAAACGAGUUCCCUCAAAAAAUAAAAUAAAAUAAAUAUCGAAAUAAACAAAAA